Theobroma cacao (cacao) is the source of this 3063-nucleotide messenger RNA. Its product is annotated as transferring glycosyl group transferase. Lineage: Eukaryota; Viridiplantae; Streptophyta; Magnoliopsida; Malvales; Malvaceae. The record is from RefSeq and is a predicted model, not a curated record.
AUUAAGUUGUAGUUUUGUAUUGAAUUUUGGGCGGAUCACCGCCACAACCCCACAGCUGCAGUCUGAUCCAGCGGAUGAUACGUCUCCAUUUAUCGAACUUUGGGUCUAGAUCUUCGCAUUCAGAAAGCAUCCAUCGCCAGCCCAGGCAAAAGCUUUUUCUAGCGUUGUAGAGGUCUAUGAAAUCUCCGGAUCUAGUACAAAAACCCUGACCCGCCCGAAAAUGGUGGGCCCUCCAAAGAAACACUUCCUCGCCUUCCUCCUCCUUCUCUCCCUCUGCAUCAUCCUCCUCCUCCUUUGCUCACCCCACCCAAACACCAUCUCUACCCAAACCUUUCCUCUAAAUGCCCACUCCAUCCUCAACACCCCAACCUUUUCUCUCACCAUCAAAGUCCUCACUUUUAACCGCCUCAACUCCCUCACCCGCUGCCUCACCUCUCUUUCCAAAGCCUACUACCUUCCGGACCACCCCGUCCACCUCCACAUAUUCAUCGACCAUUUCCCAAACCAAUCCAAAUCUGGCAUCGAUCCCAAACUUCAGGACUCGCUUGGAAUUCUGCAAUUUGUUGAUGGGUUUGAGUGGAAAUGGGGUCAGAAGAUCGUUCAUUACAGAACCACCAAUGUGGGUCUUCAGGCACAAUGGUUAGAAGCCUGGUGGCCAACUUCUGAUAAUGAGUUUGCCUUUGUUGUGGAAGAUGAUUUGGAGCUUUCACCGUUGUUUUUUAAGUAUUUGAGAGCUUUGAUUCUGAACUAUUAUUACAAUGCUUCCAAUUUUAGUCCUUUUGUCUAUGGGGCUUCUCUUCAGCGCCCAAGGUUUGUUCCAGGUAAACAUGGAAACAAGAUGCUACUAGAUAGCACCUCAGGACUUUUCCUGUACCAACUGGUUGGCACCUGGGGUCAGCUUCUCUUUCCAAAGCCUUGGAAAGAGUUCAGGUUGUGGUACGAUGAUCACAAAGCCAAAGGGAUCAAGCCAUUUCUUGAGGGGAUGGUUACCACAGGAUGGUACAAAAAGAUGGGAGAAAAAAUAUGGACUCCUUGGUUCAUUAAAUUUAUUCACUCUCGUGGCUAUUUUAAUAUCUACACUAAAUUUCCGGAUGAGAAAUCACUUAGUGUCUCCCACAGGGAUGUCGGUGUUAACUAUGGAAAAACAGCAGGGCCAGACUCUCAACUAUUGGAUGUAAAUUCUCUUGAUUCCAAUUCUCUGGAAAUGAAAUCUUUGAGUACUAUGAAGUGGUAUGAUUUCUGUUUCAGGGAAGUAGUUCCAGGAAGAGUUGUAAGGAACUUGAAUGAUCUUGGGUCUAUUCUUCCUUCUGUGCAGACCAGUGGAACUGUUUUGCUUGUCAGCCUAUUUGCGGCAUCAGAAGCAGUCACUAGAAACCUUCUUUGCCACUUUGAGAGGCUAAAUAUUUGGAAUUACAUUUUCAUUGGUCCUGCUACUGACUUUCUGUUUGAUCUUGCUCAAAGAGGACAUCCUGUUAUUGAUGCAGACCAAUUUCUCAACAAUAUCAGAGCAUAUAAAUCAAUGGGAAUUCAAGAUUUGAAAGCUAGGUUUAAGAAUGACAUUCUGUUGAAGGCUUAUGUUGUCAAAAAAUGUCUAGAGUUCAGUUAUAACGCUUGGGUAGUGGAUGGAAACAUGGUUCUUGUCAAUAAUGAUCUGUUUCUUAAGUCUAUUGAUUCCACAUACAACUUCUAUGCAGGGGAGAGCUUGGACCUUUUCUUUGUCAAGAACUCACCUUCAGCUCACAAAAUUUUGGCUGAUGAUUUUCUAUAUGAUGUUGCAGCUCUGCUGGAUAAAAACUCACUACCUACAGAUAGCAGAAAGUUUGUAUCUGUAAUGGCAAAGUUACUGGAAAAAAAGGGAUUUAGAGUUAAGCGUAUUGAUGAGAAAAGCUUUGGCGAGAAAAUUGGUAACCCAAAUCUCAAUCGAACCUUGGAGACUGAUAAAAGGGUGGUUUAUUGGUCUAGAGAGUCAGAUAUAGAUUCCAUUCAGAUGCGGCUUCAAGAAUUGAGUCUAUGGGUCAUAGAUAAUGACUCUUCCUGCACAGCUGUAGUUUGUCACAAGUCAUAGCAGUCACAGCAAUUUUCAAACUUCCGUCUGAUUCUAACUUUAUUGUACUUAGUGCGAGACAGGUCAUUGAAGCGCAAGGUAUGGUAAACGCUAACCAUGGCUUUUGACAGAGUGUGAGGCACUAGCAUUGAAACAGAAGAAAUUUCAUGUAUCCUCUCUUUAGUGCUGAGAUGCGCAUUGCAAGCAAUCGGGAAUCCAAGUAUGGCAGCACAUUUGACCACUUUUUGAUGUCUGUGCUAGGAAUGAUAAUGCUAAAAGAGUUCUAGGAGAUUGUUCAUAGAUAAUCUCUUGGCUAAAGGAGGCGGCGGAUCAAGUCAGAGGUGAUAGGAAUCUCACUGUAUGCAUGAAUCUCCGAAACCGAGCAAGCUGAGUUUGAGGUCAAGCAUGGAGGCCAAGGCUUUGGAAUUUUGCUGGAAUUGUGAGUUUCUCUAAAUUCAUUGAGGCAAUUUUAUUAGCAGCAAUGCUAGAGACAUUCUUAAAACUAUGUAAUCAUUUUAUUCCUUUUUUCUCUUAUGGAAGUGAAAUCAUAAUUACAGCUUCUGAUGUAAUUAUUGCUGUUCCUCAGCAGUUUGAAAUCAGAGACGGUAAUUUGAGAUAAAAGAGGUGAGUUUUAUGGAAUUGGAGAGGAUGAUCUCUUAUGAUGUAGUUCAAAAUCACAUGUGCAAAACAAAAAUGAAAAUACACUUACCUUGAGAAGGAUGCCUAAAAGAGGCAUAAAAUGGUUGACACCACGAGCAUGGCCUGCACUUACAAAGAUAGUGGAUGAGGAGAGUGAUAAAGGGAAAGGAUACUGCUCUUUACCCGAAGAUAAAUUCUUUUUCGGGACAAUUUCAAGUCUGCCUUUGUGUGUAGUCCUUGCUCACAAAAGACAACAGAAGGAAGAAAUACAGGAGGAACAAAAAGAAUUGCAUCAGACCAUGACAAAACCAAGUGAGCCAAAAUUGAAGCCAUUGAAUUUGAAUGUGGAAAAAAACACUACAAAAUAUGAAAAAAAAAAA